GCUCCAGCUCUAGCCGCUCCACGUUCAGUCUUCCUGCUGAGCACCGCCCCCUUUUCUUGAGCACCUAUUUUUUCUGCAAUUAGCGGUUUAUUUAAAAACUAUACGCAGUUCAGAAUGUCGUUCUCUUUCUUUAUCAUCGUAGUUGUAUUCGCCGUUCCAUGUGCAUCCAAUAUUCUCAUGCCACAUAGCUUUUUUGCUACGAGGUCCGAAUCAGCAAUGGGGAACCCUACGAACUAUCAAGCAAUGAAUGACGGAAAAAAUAAUGAAAUGAUUCCAACCGCUUUUGAGGGGCCCAAAGACGAUCUCGAAAGUGGAAACAUCAAUAAUUUUGAAACUGAACAUGCUCGAAACUGUUUCUUCACGCCGGUCCAAUGUAUGCUGCCUAUGACCGAUUCUCACAAAGACGUUCAAUCACUCCACGGUGUGUAUUCUCCAACCGCUACCCAAGUUCGCCGGAGUGUUGACACUAUGCUUACCUCUCCAUGGGGAUAUACGGAUCUUAUCAAACGUAACGGCGACAACCGAUUCCUCCAAUGGCUCAACAGAUUUUGAGUCGAAAAUUUCUGUUUUUAUUGUAAUUUAUUGAGCUUCCUUUCCCCCGUUCAAUAAAUCAGUUAUCGAGCAUUUG
Messenger RNA from Caenorhabditis elegans, 628 nucleotides. It is a transcript of the gene nlp-91, whose product is annotated as Neuropeptide-Like Protein. The coding region runs from base 115 to 552 and encodes 145 amino acids. NCBI's taxonomy places the organism in Eukaryota, Metazoa, Nematoda, Chromadorea, Rhabditida, Rhabditidae. The transcript has 2 exons. The record is from RefSeq and is marked reviewed.